GCCCUGAUAGGUUGGUCUCAGGCUGGGAUCACUGGGCGCCGGACCUCGUUCUCUGUAAUCCACGGCCGUAAAGCUCUCCAGAGCAUGACAGAAAACAUCAAAGCCAGCGAAAGCCAUCACACGUUCCGGCUGGGAUAAGCUUUGAAAAGAAAACCUGAAGAUGUGCGACUACCAGAUGGAUUACUCCUUUGUUUUUGAAGACAGCUCCUGCGAGGGCGAUGUAUCAAUGGCAGCCUAUGAUAAUGGGUUCGAGUCCCUGUGGCAACAAGUGGGCGAUGAACUCCGAAGGGAGCGGGAAAUGAACGAACUCGGCCAACUUUUCCAGCAAAACUUGAGCCUGAGUCCGCCCGCCUACGCGGAUCAAUGGAGAUUCUGAUGGGACCUCCCAAAGUCAGCUCUUGUGAUAUUUGUAUAUAAUAGGUUAAUAGAUUUAGCAGAUCAGCCGCCAAUUUAGUGGCCUUCGUUAGAGCAUUUUCGAUAAGUGCUCGUAGAUUUUAUAGUAUAACUACCAAAAAAAUGUUUUUGUAUACUUUUGUUCAUUCUUAGUUUAUGCAAUGAUCUUGUCCGUGCCUUCAAAUGUUUGCUUUCGUGAAAAUUCGCUUUGUUUUGUCACUCUACCAAGUAAUCAAUUUGUAUCAAACACAUUGUUCAUAGAUCUUAAUUUGGCAAUAGUUUGCCUUCGAUAUCGUAAUUAAAUUAAAUGUAUACAAUAACAAAAAGGAAAGUUCGAAACUUGUUAAAUUCUUAUUCAAAACGUUUCUAAUAAAUUUGCAAUGUAUAAAGUUGA
Messenger RNA from Drosophila subpulchrella, 787 nucleotides. RefSeq lists its product as uncharacterized. The transcript is spliced from 2 exons. The record is from RefSeq and is a predicted model, not a curated record. Bases 161 to 376 code for a protein of 71 amino acids. NCBI's taxonomy places the organism in Eukaryota, Metazoa, Arthropoda, Insecta, Diptera, Drosophilidae.